AUGCUCCUUGUAGAGCGUUAUCACUCGGUGGAGAUAAGGGUUGAACGAAACAGACAGAGACGAGUUCUGAUAGCGAAGAAUGCAAUCUUUGCUACGCUGAGCAUUGUCCUUGUUGCAUCAUUCGCGCUCUGGGACGGACGCCAUGGAAGCACCGAUCGUUCCUUGCUCGCUCCAGUCUUGGAGAGAUCGGAUGGUUAUCUUGGUAAGCUGGAUCCUGGGAUCAUUGCGAACAUGAACCUCUCUGUUGACCCCUGCGACAACUUCUACGAGUAUGCCUGCGGGAGUUGGAUAGCGUCGGCCAAAGUGCCCACUGACCAGAGCGAGCUGCUGUUGAGCUGGGACGAGACACAGGAUAGGGUUGACCUUGAAGUGAGGAAGUUGAUGGAGCAGCAAGCGCCCGAGGACUCUCCCAUGGAGAGCGUGAACAAGUGGUACAAGUCAUGCAUGGACGAGGAGAGCAUCGAAGAGGCUGGGGCCUCGCCCCUCAAGAUCUUUCUGGACGAGAUCGACGCCGUUGAGACGGAGGAGCAGCUUCAUUCCAUCAUCGCUCGUUUCAUCAACACGGGGAUCUUCAUCUUCAUCAACUGGCGGGUCGAGCCCUACGUUCUAGAUCGCGGCUCGUACGCUAUCAUACUCGACCUUCCUAACUUCAUGCUGCCCAGCCUGUCCUACUACCUUGACGCGAACGAGGCGGGCAUGCGAGAGGUCCUCCGGACCUUUUUGAUCGAUACCGCGAUCCUUGCAGGCUACCCUCGAGCAGAAGCUGAGAACUCAGCUGAAGAGAGCAUCUCGAUCGAGCAGGAGCUGGCUGGCUGGAUCGCUCAGGAGAACGAUGCCAUGCCGCAAGCAGGCCCAAUGGCGGUGAACAUGAGCACCCUGGUGGAGAGGUACCCGGGGAUCCCUUGGCGGGCCAUCUUGACGAGGCUGACGGAUCACUGCGAGACCGUUGGCUUCGACUGCCUGCAGUCGGUCAAGAGAGACGCUGACAAGUUCCUCUUCAUCGACCUCUCGUACCUCGAGCGCUUGUCCUUCGCCCUCCACACUCGACCUGCAAGGAGCUGGAUCCCCCUCCUGCGUCACUCCCUCAUCCACUGGGCAGCUCCUUUCCUCGACUCGAGGUUCAGGAACGCAGAGUUUCAGCUGAGGAGGGGGCUGACGGCUGGCUUCCUCCCUCAACCGCGGUGGAAGUUCUGCAUCCAGAGGACCGGCGAGGCGCUUCCGUCCAUGACAGACAUGAUGUUUGUGAGCAAGUUCUUCACGCCGCAGGACAGCAAGGUGGGAGGAGAGGUCAUCAGACGCCUGAAGACCUCCUUCAUCCAUCGCCUGCAGAACGCGAACUGGCUGGACGACCCCACGAGGAGGAGAGCGCUCAGCAAGGCCGAGAGCAUGGCUCUUAACAUCGGGGCUCCUAAUAACUACAUGUUCCUCCGCCAGCCAGUCUCUUCCAGCUUCUUCAACAACAGCUUGAAGGCGGGCUCUCUGAACUUCCUUGAGAAGCUCAGCCUCGUGGACGUCAAAGUUGACAGGUCGCUCUGGAAGCUCCCAGCAGACACUGUCAACGCCUGGUAUGACGGAGCAGUCAAUGCCAUCUUCAUUCCCGCCGGGAUUAUGCAGCCUCCUUUCUUCGACAGGAGCAAGCUUGCAGCGCAGAACUUCGGAGGGAUCGGGACAGUCGUCGGGCACGAGAUUACCCACGGUUUUGACACCAAGGGGUCGCUGCUGAACGAGAACGGAGAGCCGGAGUCCUGGUGGACCGCGGAGACCAGGAAGAGGUUCCAGGAGAGACUGAGCUGCAUCGAGGAGCUCUACGACAGGUUUCGGAUAGCAGGUGUCCCGGUGGACGGGAUCAACACAGCAGCUGAAAACGUUGCUGACAUGGGGGGCGUGGCGGUGUCUCUUCAGGCCUUCCGCGAGUGGCACAGGGAGAAGCUCAAGUCUGAAGCUUCUCAAGGGAUGGUGCAGGUCUUCUUCCUCUCCUACGCACAGGACCCUCAUGCUCCGAAACCUUUCCGGGUCAAUGCAGUUGUUUCUCAGAACCCUUCGUUUGCAGAAUCUUUCAGGUCCUCCUCAUCCUCCUCUAUUCCUCCUUCUGUCAUCUCCUCCUGA
This is a messenger RNA of Guillardia theta CCMP2712, 2106 nucleotides long. RefSeq lists its product as hypothetical. The record is from RefSeq and is a predicted model, not a curated record. Bases 1 to 2106 code for a protein of 701 amino acids. Gene Ontology annotation, molecular function: metalloendopeptidase activity. Gene Ontology annotation, biological process: protein processing. The transcript is spliced from 11 exons. NCBI's taxonomy places the organism in Eukaryota, Cryptophyceae, Pyrenomonadales, Geminigeraceae. Gene Ontology annotation, cellular component: plasma membrane.